This is a messenger RNA of Anoplopoma fimbria (sablefish), 2802 nucleotides long. RefSeq names its product zinc finger protein 516-like. Gene Ontology annotation, biological process: regulation of DNA-templated transcription. Gene Ontology annotation, cellular component: nucleus. The record is from RefSeq and is a predicted model, not a curated record. Bases 1 to 2754 code for a protein of 917 amino acids. Lineage: Eukaryota; Metazoa; Chordata; Actinopteri; Perciformes; Anoplopomatidae. Gene Ontology annotation, molecular function: RNA polymerase II cis-regulatory region sequence-specific DNA binding; DNA-binding transcription factor activity, RNA polymerase II-specific. The transcript has 4 exons.
AUGGAGACAGAAGAGAGGGACGAUGUAUCACAAAAACUCACCGUAAAUAUAAAGGCAGAGACAGUAGAUGAGACCUCUGGCCACACCUGUGGGGUGUGUGGCCGAAGCUUUCCUCUUCUUAGCUCUCUGUCGCAGCACAUGAGGAGACACACACGGGAGAAGCCGUACAAGUGUCCGUACUGUGAGCACAGGACGGCUCAGAAGGGCACUCUGAAGGCCCACAUCCGAAGCCAUAAACUAGGCCUAUUCAGCCAUAACCUCAGUGAAAAGGAAGGGGGUGGAGAUCAAGAGCAGAAUAAUAACUCCAAGACACCGGACCCUCCUGAAAUUGUUACCACAUCUGACAAAGCUCAUAAUGUCAACAGGAAAGUGAAGAAGAAGAAAGGAACAAAGAAAAAAGUUAAGGUUAAAGAUGCGAUCGAGGUCAGUGAUGGGGCUGAGGAUGGGUCCUGUACCUGCACCAUUUGUGGCCAGGUUUUCCCUCAGGUACUGCUCCUUAAGUCCCACAUGAAAAGGCACCGCAAUUCACAGGAUCAUGGUUGCCGGAUUUGUGGACGCCGUUUCCGCCAGGCAUGGUUCCUCCAAAGUCAUAUGCGCAUUCACCGAGUCAAAGCCCAGCUAAGAGGUGGCAAAAGCAAUGAGCUGCCUGCCACUAUCAAUGGAGUUCCUCAGGACUCAGCGUCACUGACAAAUGAAGAGUGCCUCUUUGAGCUCUGUGCUGGCUGUGGUAACUUCUUCUAUGACCGCAAGACAUUACGAAUACAUGAAAAGCUACAUAAACCGACCAACAGCCGCACUCAGACACAAAAUCUACCACAGGAAGACAUUGACGCCUCUGAGAUGGACAUUGAUAAGAGGCAUUUUUUGGAAAGCCUGAACCUCACAUGUGCUGGACCAAGGGAAACAUCUGAGGACAAGAGCCUGGGCAGGCGAAUUCCAGAGCUGGAUCCAAUUUGUAGUUACCAAGCGUGGCAGUUGGCCACAAGGGGACGACUAGUGGAGGCCACGGAGAAAUGUCUGGGAUGGGAGGAGAGGCUAGCAGAUGCCGAGGUGGCAUACGACACAGAAAAGGGCGAGUAUGUACCGCUGAAGCAGGAGAAGAAGAGGAAGCAAAUCGACACCUCCAGCUCCAACAUUAAGAAGAUAAAGGGUGAAACAGGCCUUGUUCACUCAUCAAACAGCUUGGCUCCCACUAAAGGUGGUGACAAGAAGAUCUCUCAGAAAGACCGUAUUUUGUUAAACGGACUUGGUCAUGCGUUUUAUGAGGCGCUGCAGACUAAGAAAGUCAAAGAUGUUCACCUCACACCCAGACACACCAACAGCACCAGGAGUCAAGACCAGGAGGAUAAAAAAACCUUCUCCUGCGAGCACUGUGAUUUCCAUACUGUCGACGCCUCACUACUCAGGUCUCACCUGCACACGCAGCACCAUGACCUCCUGGGUCCCUACAGCAGAAACAGCACCAUUCUGGACAACUGCAAUCAGAGUGGUUCCAAAGCCUCACGAUACAUGGACUACCUCAGAAACAGGAGUUUGCUGCUCAGUCAGCCAUACUGGAAUCCUUACACAUGUCCGCCUGGCCCCGGGUCGGCAGAAUCCAACAUUAAAACAGAGAAGUCAAAUGGUACUGAGGUCAAAGGGCAGGGCCGUACUACUAAUGACACUGGAAGUCUUCUUAAUCUGUCUUCAUUACCCAUAAGUGAAGGCGAUGGCACUGUUAAUGAUCCAAUAAAGACAGAGGGUCUGGUGAGACAUCAGUGCCCAUACUGCUCCCACACUUCCAACUACCCAGAAGUACUGUGGAUCCACCAACGAGUUGCACACAGGGUGGAUGGCAGCAGCUCCAUGGCACCAAAGUGGGCACCCUGCACUUACAGCCAUAAGAGUCUAAAGGCAGGUGCUACCCAGUGGAGACGCACAGGGCCUCCACCAUUCCUUGAAGGCAAGGACUGCCCCGCUUUACCUGCUCCAAGAACUCAGCGCACACAGCCUCCAGGUUUGACAACCAACAGCAGCAGCAGCAGCAGCAGCAGCAGUAAGCACUCAGCUCCCAAGACACAAUCAGGCAUCCCAAAGUCCAAGAAUCAGUCUAAGGACUCACGCUCUUCAGAUAAAACACAGUCUAGUGGGAGGACGGGACUCCUACCUCAAAAGAAGUCGGGUGAACAUAACCGGGCAGAAAAGGGGGGAAGUAAAAGCUCUAGCACCCAAGCUACUUCAUCAAAAAGCAUUGUGCACAGCAAGAGUUCCCCUAGUGUCCAGCCUACAAACAGCCCCAAACACAGAGGCCACAGAGCUGCAGUGGAAGGAAACUUCCCACAGGAGGGUUUGGGUUUCAUUUUGGCCAGAAAUCAUGGCGGGACCUCAACUAACGUUUCUGCGGAUAGACCCCAACCCCGAAGAAAGUCAUGUGACUCUUCUUCAGGUCCAAAGGUUCCUGAUCUGUGGGCUGCCAUGAACAUGUGGGGUCACAAGGGAUAUUUAGAGCCAGUUCGUUUUGCUCAGGUAAAGAACGAAUCAACAGCAGAAAUGCCAAUGGACUUUGAUAUUUUGAGUCUCCUGAAAAACUACAGUCCCCAUGAUCUGGCUGCUCUUUACCAACACUGGGGGUUUGUUGAUCCCAGGAUUGAUCCACAAGCAAUGUUGCAGUUAAAUGGAAAUUUUGGCAAAGAAGUCCACUCCACCACUGAAGCUCCCAAAGAAGUCAACAGCCGCUCCACUUCCUCCUCCGGGUCUCUUCAUAAAGGAACGUGAAGUUACAACGUGUUCCUGUUUGCUUCCAGCCUGCAUGAUAGUGCUGAA